Caenorhabditis remanei is the source of this 1047-nucleotide messenger RNA. RefSeq lists its product as uncharacterized. The transcript has 8 exons. The record is from RefSeq and is a predicted model, not a curated record. NCBI's taxonomy places the organism in Eukaryota, Metazoa, Nematoda, Chromadorea, Rhabditida, Rhabditidae. Bases 1 to 1047 code for a protein of 348 amino acids.
AUGAGCAAUUCCUCCUCCCCUCCGUCCGAUUUGGUGCCUCAAAAAUGGCCGAUGAGAGUGCUUUAUGUCAUGUCAAUUGUAUCACUUCCACUGUAUUUCAUGGUUUUUGGAUGCCUUCUACGUCUUCGAUGUGUCUCAAGAUCUUAUAAUACAACAUUUUAUUCUAUUCUCUUGCAGCAUUGCAUAGUGGAUCUCAUCGCGAUGUCAUUCUCCAUUCUCAACGCAACUUCCAAGAACAUUCCAGUGAUAAGAGAGUUUAUUUUUGAGUAUCAAGAUUAUUACCUAGCUGCAGGUAGCUACAAUUCCGUCUACUACUUUCUGUACAUUCGUUGCACCGGCAUAGUAUUUCUGUCGCUUCAGAGAUAUCUGAUUAUCACUUCUCCUACUUCUCUUCUUACUCAGAAAAUUCAAUUCGCAUCCAAACUGCAAAUCAUAUCUGUCUAUUGGUCAGUUCCCACAUUGCUAAGUUUGGUUGUAUUGAAAGAUACAAACUUCGAAUAUGACAGUUUGGAACGAAUGUCAAUAAUAACAUACCAAGAAAUCAUCCAGAGAAACACUCUAAUGGCUCUAAUAGUUGUCAGUUUGACAUGUGUAUUAUGUUCUUCUGCUUAUGGAGCACUAUUCUAUUAUAUCAGAAAACACACUGCGGGACUUUCAAGAUCACUUCGUCGAGAAGUUCACCUGGCAUUCCAAGUGUUUGUUCUUCUGUUGGCUUUUUUUGUCAUCCUCGUCUAUUAUGCUUUUCAGAAUUACUUUUCACAAACACACAACACUGGUCCAAUAUUCUACAUGCGUGCUCUUUAUCCAAUUGCAAACGGACUUUUGUCAUACAUCAACCCAUUCUGCAUUCUUUUUCUGAAUAAAGAUCUUGCUCGUCAAGUGAUACGAACAGUGACAUGUCAUAAAUACAAAGUGAGUGAAGCACAGAUUUCGGCGAUUGCAUCAACAUCUACGAAACAUCAUAGUUUUCAUCGAAAAGUAGUCCAUAUGGGGACGAACAGAACUAUAGAAUUGGAUAGAAAGGAAUCUAAUCAAGUCAUGUUUUAA